AUGGACUUCGCAUCACUCAUGUCGGCGCAGAUCGCCAAAGCCAAACCGACACCAAAGUCGCAGACGCCAGAAGAAGCGAAACCAUCCAAGUACAUCAAACGCGCCGACGUCGAAGCACAACGACAAGCCGACUACGCCGCCGAACAAAAAGCAAUAGAAGAUGCGCGAAUCGCUAGGCUUGAGAAGAAGCGCAAAUUCGAAGAAGACGAGGCAGAGAAGAACAGAGCAAGGGAGGAGAAGCGGAAGAGACUGGCAGAAGAGAGCAGAAGAUUGAGAGAGGAAGAAGAGGAACGGGAAGAAAGGAUUCGCAGAAAGAGGCUGGGACUACCAGAUCUACCACCGAAAGAGAAGGCUAUCGAGAGCGGUGAUGCCACACCUGUGCCUGAGAACGAUAUUCCGCCAGAGGAGCUCGUGCAAAAGUUGAGGGACAUGAACGAGCCUGUGCGCUUGUUUGGAGAAACGCAUAACGGUCAACUGCGACGAUACAGAAAACUCGCUGGAAUCGAUGCUCCAGGCAAGCCGAAGGCAAUCAUGUAUUCUGGUCCCAUACCCACUACCCUUGAGCCUGUACCCGAAGCCGACAUGAAGGUCUCUGAUGUUGUGCCCAAGGAUAUUGAAGGCCGCGCCUUUCUCUACCGCCAGCUCGCUUCCUAUUUCACUUUGGUCCUGUCAGAGUGGCAAGUCUCGCUGUCUCUUCGAGAUGAGGCUGUUAAGACAAGCAGUAGUGGUAAAGCUGCCUACAGUGCCAUGGUUCAAGCUCGCGACAGCAUGGUGCCACUAUACCGAAAGUUGGAGAAAGGAGAGGUAGAAGAAGGCAUUCUGGGUCCGAUUGUUGAAAUUGUCCGAGCCUGUCAGGAGAGACGCUAUGUUGAUGCCAACGAUGCUUACCUGCGUUUGAGUAUCGGUAAAGCGUAA
Molecule: messenger RNA, 915 nt
Organism: Aureobasidium musti
Lineage: Eukaryota; Fungi; Ascomycota; Dothideomycetes; Dothideales; Saccotheciaceae
Source: the annotation of a GenBank genome assembly